Messenger RNA from Actinia tenebrosa (Australian red waratah sea anemone), 1844 nucleotides. RefSeq lists its product as uncharacterized. Gene Ontology annotation, biological process: cellular response to hydrogen peroxide. Lineage: Eukaryota; Metazoa; Cnidaria; Anthozoa; Actiniaria; Actiniidae. The record is from RefSeq and is a predicted model, not a curated record.
UUGCCUGACAACAAACAUGGCGGAUUCGCAUGAAAAAGAAAGCAAAGAAGAACAAUCCAAAAAACACGGAAAACCUCACAAUGAACGUCUAGAAAAUACAGAAAGAGACUUACAAAUAAUCUUUAAGAAACUUAGAGUUGAUAACGAGCCGAAAAGACUCAAAUCAAAACAAAACUUCAGAAAUACCAAAAGCAAAGAAAAAAUUGUCAGGAGUAAAGGAAUAGGAAGUAAUAGAAAAAUUAUAAAAGAUGCAACAUUUACCUACAAAAGUUGUCACCCAAGAAGAACAAAAACAGAUGAGGAACCAGAUACAUUAUCAUGGACGUUAUCAAAAAGCAUAAGUGACAAAGAACUGAAAUCUGCUGAUAAAAUAAUUUCACUGACACUUGAUGGCAAAGCCAGUAAAUCACCAAAUCAGGAUCACAAAUGUGCUUCAGAGUCAAAGGAACUUUCAGAAAGUUGUAGUGAACAAUUUCGACGGGCGCAAUGUUCUAGUAUGCCUCAUGGUGGUAUGAACUUUGACGACACAACACCAGAGGAACUAGCUGCUUAUUUUGAUCAAUUGCUUCAUAUUCCAAAGCCAAUGUCUGCCAUGGCAGAAAUGAUGUAUACAUAGGUUUGAUUUUUGUAUCAGGUCUCUCAGUCAGGAUUGUGAAAUUCUAAGCUCAUGGCUAUGCAUUUUUGUCAACGUUGCUUCUCAAUAGGAAACCCUCAAUAGCAUGUGCAGAAUUGUUGUCAUGUUUUGGUGGAAGUCAAUUUAAAGGUGUUUCCAUGGUAUUUCAUAGACAUUGCCCUUGAAUGUUUGUGCUUUCUGACAUUAUCAUGGGAACACUUGAUUGAUGCCCACCAAUCCCCACUUUUGUCUUAAUAGCAAAUCUUAAGACUUUGUCCAUGUGAUUAGCAAGCACUGUAUAUAAUUGGAUCUGGAUUUUGCCGUCUACUUAAAAGUCAAGCUUUUUUGAGAAGUCAAGCUUUUUUGUUCUCAUGCUGUUUCAGUCCUCAUUGUUUUAUUAGUCAGAUCACAAAUUCUUGCAUUUUGUUAGGGUACUUUGUUUCUUGCUAAAGAAGGACAGCCUUCAAAAAAAAAGAAUUUAUUGGAAAUGCUGAGAUAGAAAGCUGCUUGACUAUUGAUGUAUCAUGAGAAUAUUGGUCUUAUCAUCAUUGUAAUAGUAGUAUGGCUUGUAUAGGUUUUGCACCAUCAAGUGUUGGCACCCAUAAUAAAGCUUGGGCUGCCUGUGGUUAGAUGGCAGAACAAUAAAAUCGCUUUCCAUCUAACACAGCUGCCAUCACGGGAUGGUGCAAAACCUCUAUUGGAAUAUGAUUUCCACAAACAUACAAAUUCAUGAGUAGGUUAAGAAAUCUUGAAAAAAAAUUUGUGAUCAAAAAGGCACACCUUUUGUAGUUUUGUUAACAUGAUUUCAUUUUAGUGGCAUCUUUUGUAAAAAGAGCAAUAAAAUUUUGAUAUCAAAAUAUAUAGAAAGAAAAAAUCAGUUGUAAGGUCAAAGUACAUUAAUAUUAAGAAAGUAUAAAUUAUGUAGAAAGCUAUUGCUGUGGGUUUUUUUUUUUUUUUUGCAGUGGGUUAUCAAUGUACGGAAAGCAGAAGAUUGCUUGAUUAGUUGGGUUUGUUUAUGUUUUUGACAUUGUCUGCAGUUGUAAGAUGGCAAAUGCAUAAGGAUAGAACAAUAAUUAUAAAACAGAUAAAAUACUACAUGCUUUUGGUUAACAUUUUUGUCAUUGAAUUACAAAGUAGGAGAGUACAUUAAAUCUAAUCCCUAAAAGUCCCCCUAGCCAGAGUCUAAUGUUUGAGUAUAUUCAACACACUCUGAACUCACUACCAAAACAUA